AUGGCGCGAUGGAAGAUCAGAACUCGCUUCCUGGUCAUAUCCGACACCCAUAGCCAAGAAUUCCCCGACGACCGCAAACCCUUGCACAAAGUCGACGUAGCCAUUCACUGCGGCGAUCUAACCGAAACAUCAAAGCUCCACGAAUUCGAGUCCGCCAUCCGUCUUCUCAAAGACAUCAACGCUCCUCUCAAACUUGUCAUCCCAGGAAACCACGACUUUACCCUCGAUACGCCCACGUUCAAAAGAGCAAUCACUGAAAUACCUCCGCCCGACAUCAAUCUAGUAGAGAAGGAAUAUGGACGAUUUGGAGAAGCAAGACGCUUGCUGAAGAGUCAUACGCACGAGGGUAUUGUGUAUCUAACAGAGGGUGUUCAUCAUUUUGAUCUGGACAAUGGGGCUCACCUUGUGGUUUACGCCAGCCCAUAUACUCCUUCUGAUGACUGCUGGGGAUUCCAGUUCGGCCCUUGGAUCGGCCACGAACGGGAAAUAACCGAGCAAGUCGACAUCAUCAUAACACAUGGUCCUCCAAAAGGUAUCCUCGAUAUAAACAGUCGCGGAAAACACAUCGGUUGUCCAGAACUUUUCGACUUUGUCGCUCAGACAAAACCUCUCAUGCACUGCUUCGGCCACGUGCAUCGAAGCUGGGGCACAGAGUUGAUCAAAUGGAGAGACCGCAACUCUGAAGAAGCUAUCGAUAUGGAUGAGUCUGUCACGAUCGGGGUUCUUGAUAGGUUUAGUCCCAGGAGUUGUGAUAAACUCAUGGUUGCUUGGCAGAAGGAGAAUAAGAGGAUGAGUAUGGAGGAUGCGAGGGUUAUACCCACGAAACAUUGUGCACAAGACGAAUUGCCGAUUGCGCCAGGAGUUCAUACUCUUUUUGUUAAUGCUGCUAUGCAAGGGUCGGGCGACAUACCGUUCAAUUAUCCAUGGUUGGUAGACCUUGAUCUUCCUAUAACUUAA
Messenger RNA from Fusarium pseudograminearum CS3096, 957 nucleotides. RefSeq lists its product as uncharacterized. The transcript has a single exon. Bases 1 to 957 code for a protein of 318 amino acids. The record is from RefSeq and is a predicted model, not a curated record. Gene Ontology annotation, molecular function: hydrolase activity. Lineage: Eukaryota; Fungi; Ascomycota; Sordariomycetes; Hypocreales; Nectriaceae.